UUCAUUUCUAACCCGUACGUUCAUUAUAUAUAUCUACCAAAAUGCGAGCAGGUCCUCGCCACUUCUUUUUCUUCUCAUGCCUUGCACAGGUGCAGGCCUUCUUCAAAGUCCCCUGCAGCAAUCCCCUCGUCGUCGAGCGCGCCGACCCCAUAAUCGAACCCGGCGUUGCAGCCAGCCAUGCCCACACUAUCAUGGGUGGCUCCGGGUUCGGCUUCACCAUGGACUACAACCAGACCCAAGAAGCGCAGUGUAGCUCGUGCGCCCCGACUGCCGAUAAAUCCAACUACUGGAUCCCGACGCUGUACUAUAGAGCGGAGAACGGGAGCUUCAAAGCCGUAGAGCAAAACGGGGGCGCUCUCAUCUACUACCUCCAACGCGAAGACCCCAACAACGCCAGCAUCCUGGCACCACCGCAAGACCUCCGCAUGGUCGCCGGGGACCCCAUGGACCGGAAAUACAAAGACACGCACGCCGCGGACGCCCGGAGCUACGCCUGCCUCGACUACACCGGCGGCGCGAAGCCCGAGACAAACGGGUUCCCGAACUACAACUGCCCCGACGGGCUGCGCACGCAGGUCUUCUUCCCGUCGUGCUGGGACGGGGUGAACUAUGACAGCGACGACCAUAGAUCGCACAUGGCGUACCCCAACGAGACGUACAAUGCGGGGCCCUGUCCGGAGAGUCACCCGGUUAAGAUUGUGUCUAUUUUCAUUGAGGUUAUCUGGCAUACUGAGGACUUUGCGGACGAGUGGUAUGGUGAUGGCCAGCCGUUUGUCUGGUCGAAUGGAGACCCAACGGGGUAUGGGCUGCAUGGGGAUUUUAUAAACGGCUGGGACGUGCCGGUCCUCCAGGAAGCACUCGACACAUGCGACGAUGAGGGCGGGGACAUUGAAAAGUGCGGUGCCCUGACUCUCUACAACGACACCAUGACAGAGGGGUGUAUGCUGGAGGCCUCCAUCGACGAAAAGCUCACGGGCUGGCUCGACGCCCUCCCAGGCUGUAACCCCGUGCAGGACGGCCCCGCGGACGCAAAAAAGCCCACCGACUGCAACGCCCCGAAAGCAAUCGACAAGCCGCAGCACUACUACACGGACGUGACGGAGGAGCUGGGGUGGGCGUGGAUCGGGUGCGCGCGGGACAAUGUCGACGGCCAGCGGGUUCUUAGCGAGUCCAGUAGCAGCGGCGACGAUAUGACCGUGCAGAAGUGUAUCAGCAGCUGCAAGGCAGAUGGGUAUAGCCACGCGGGGGUGGAAUUCGGGCGCGAGUGCUACUGCGGGAACGACAUCGAGGAUGCACGACGGCCGGCGAUCGCGCCGAUGGGCAAGUGUUUGACCCCGUGCGGUGGUGACGCUGGCCAGAUGUGCGGUGGAGCAGCGUAUGUUGGGCUGUAUCGUGUGUGUGGAACUGAAGCUGGGGAUGGGGAUGGCGAUGGGGCAUGUACGAACAUGGAGUACCCCGCGGUUCCCCAGUAGAUUUAUUCUAUAAAAUAUCUUGCCGUGCGGAAUUCCCGUGCUUCUGGAAUCUGCAAACGAUGAUCGAUCGAUGUAAGGGAUGCAUCGCACCACAUUUCUCUGUUAAGCAAGGAGUCUUGUCCCACGCAGAUGGACACAAGAAUGUUCGAAUGUCCAGCGAAUGUUCCAGCACAUGUUCGAUGGUGGAACAUUCCCAAGAAGCAUUCUCGUUCCCAUCCAACAACACGUUUUCCCUGAAUGGUC
Messenger RNA from Aspergillus versicolor CBS 583.65, 1715 nucleotides. Its product is annotated as DUF1996 and WSC domain-containing protein. Bases 42 to 1472 code for a protein of 476 amino acids. The record is from RefSeq and is a predicted model, not a curated record. NCBI's taxonomy places the organism in Eukaryota, Fungi, Ascomycota, Eurotiomycetes, Eurotiales, Aspergillaceae. The transcript has 3 exons.